AUGUCUGUGAUUUCAGCUUUCUAUGGUGGCAAGUCCAUUCUCAUCACAGGGGCCACAGGCUUCAUGGGCAAAGUGUUGAUGGAGAAGCUGUUUCGCACCAGCCCUGACCUGAAAGUCAUUUACAUCCUUAUGAGACCCAAGGCUGGCCAGACCCUGCAGCAGAGACUUUCCCAGAUCCUAAACAGUAAGUUGUUUGAAAAAGUCAAAGAAGUUUGCCCCGAUGUGCAUGAGAAGAUCAGGGCUAUUUAUGCAGACCUCAAUCAGAACGACUUGGCCAUCAGCAAGGAGGACAUACAGGAGCUUCUGUCCUGCACAAACAUUGUCUUCCACUGUGCUGCCACUGUACGCUUUGAUGACCAUCUCAGACAUGCCGUGCAGCUUAACGUCACUGCCACCCACCAGCUCUUGCUUAUGGCCAAUAAGAUGACGAAGUUGGAAGCCUUUAUCCACAUGUCUACUGCCUAUGCAAAUUGUAACCUGAAACACAUUGAUGAAGUGAUCUAUUCAUGUCCUGUGGAGCCAAAAAAACUCAUUGAUUCCAUGGAGUGGUUAGAUGACUCCAUCAUUGAAGAGAUCACACCCAAGCUGAUCGGGGACCGGCCCAAUACGUAUGUCUACACCAAGGCCUUGGCAGAGAACUUGGUGAAACAAGCAAGUGGAAGCUUAAACACGGCCAUCAUCAGGCCGUCCAUUGUGGGAGCCACCUGGCAGGAGCCUUUCCCAGGUUGGGUUGAUAACAUCAAUGGACCUUCCGGGCUCAUUAUUGCGAUCGGAAAAGGCUUGCUUCGAUCCUUAAAAGCUACUCCCAAGGCAGUAGCUGAUGUAAUUCCCGUUGACACUGUCGUCAAUCUCACCUUGGCAGUAGGCUGGUACACCGCAGUUCACAGACCUAAAUCUACAUUAAUCUACCACUGCACAUCUGGUACCAUCAAUCCCUGUAAUUGGGGUAAAAUGGGUCUUCAAGUCUUAGCAAGCCUUGAAAAAGUUCCAUUUGAAAGGGCUUUCAGGAGGCCGAAUGCUGAUUUCGUAUCGAACAGCUUCACAAACAAGUACUGGAAUGCAGUUAGCCACCGGGCCCCUGCCAUCAUCUUUGACUUCUAUCUGCGGCUCACAGGAAGGAAGCCCAGGAUGACAAAGCUCAUGAAUCGCCUUUUAAGAACUACUUCCCUGACUGAGUAUUUCAUCAACCAUAGUUGGGAAUGGAGCACAUACAAUACGGAAAUGCUAAUGUUCCAGCUAAGUCCUGAAGAUCAGAAAGUAUUUAACUUUGAUGUACGCCCAUUAGACUGGAUGGAAUACAUUGAAAAUUAUGUUUUGGGAAUUAAAAUGUACUUAUUGAAAGAGGAUAUGGCUGGGAUUCCAGAAGCAAGGCAACACUUUAAAAAGCUCCGAAACAUUUACUACCUUUUUAAUACUGUCCUCUUCCUCAUCGUCUGGCGCCUUCUCAUUGCAAGAUCGCAGAUGGCUCGGAAUGUCUGGUUCUUCAUCGUGAACUUGUGUUAUAAAUUCCUCUCCUACUUUAGGGCAUCCAGCACACUCAAGGCCUGA
Messenger RNA from Chrysochloris asiatica (Cape golden mole), 1548 nucleotides. It is a transcript of the gene FAR2, whose product is annotated as fatty acyl CoA reductase 2. The record is from RefSeq and is a predicted model, not a curated record. Gene Ontology annotation, molecular function: alcohol-forming very long-chain fatty acyl-CoA reductase (NADP+) activity. Gene Ontology annotation, biological process: long-chain fatty-acyl-CoA metabolic process. Gene Ontology annotation, cellular component: peroxisome. Lineage: Eukaryota; Metazoa; Chordata; Mammalia; Afrosoricida; Chrysochloridae. The transcript is spliced from 11 exons. Bases 1 to 1548 code for a protein of 515 amino acids.